AUGAGUGAAAAUUAUAAGCGUGUUGAGAAACACAUAAAGGAUACAAAGUAUAAUUAUCUUGAGGGGUGGGAAGGAAUUGAGUAUGAUUCAGAGGUUCAGGAAGAAAUGUUGGAUUAUAUAUUAAUGUAUAUAAUACAAAAACAAAUACAUGAAAAUAUUCCUUAUUUACCCCAAGAUAUAUGGGUUGAAAAGAGUAAACCCAUAAUAAAUGAUCAUGCAUUUUUUUAUGCUAUCGAUGUAAUUGAUGAUUUGAGUAUUUUGUAUGAAUUUGAAAUUCUAAUGGAUGCGGAAGAUUCCUAUCUAGUUGAAAAAGUGAAAUAUAUGCAGGCAGAAAAGUUAAAUACAAUGUAUGAAUUGUAUGUUGAUUAUAUAAGAAAUGGCGCGGCAGGAAAUGAAAGAAUUUAUAAAUUUACAGAGGAAAUGUUAAAAGAUCAAUGGGUAAAUGAAUGA
Paramuricea clavata is the source of this 450-nucleotide messenger RNA. Lineage: Eukaryota; Metazoa; Cnidaria; Anthozoa; Malacalcyonacea; Plexauridae. The record is from the annotation of a GenBank genome assembly.